Molecule: messenger RNA, 4059 nt
Organism: Cryptomeria japonica (Japanese cedar)
Lineage: Eukaryota; Viridiplantae; Streptophyta; Pinopsida; Cupressales; Cupressaceae
Product: pentatricopeptide repeat-containing protein At2g39620
Exons: 1
Coding region: 412-3195 (927 amino acids)
Biological process (GO): RNA modification
Cellular component (GO): intracellular membrane-bounded organelle
Molecular function (GO): protein binding; RNA binding
Source: RefSeq, a predicted model, not a curated record
AAGAACAAGAAACCUGAUCAAAAUCCAACAAAAUCAACAUAGAUAUAACUGGUGGGAUUGUCAAUUGUUUCAGACGGUUUCAGAUCCAAUUCCUUGGGUUUAUAGGCUGACAGAUAUUGCAAAUGUGAUUAAAACACUUCCAUUUCAUUUCAAACUGAUGGGAUUGUCAAUUGUUUCAGACGGUUUCAGUUCCAAUUCCUUGGGUUUAUAGACUGACAGAUAUUGCAAAUGUGAUUAAAACACUUCCAUUUCAUUUCAAUCAGUAUGAUAAUGCAAUGGAAUCGAACGUUAACAAAUUUAUGAACAGCUCACCACACCCAUUUUCGGAUUUCAUUGCAGGCGCUGCUACUUCUGUGGCUUUCUCAUAACACAUGGCUUCCUGUUUUACUUUGUUUAACACGAGUAUUAGGCAUGGUUUCCGCAAUAGCGGCCAUGGAAUCUGCUCGUUGUCAUCAAUAUAUUUGUUGCAGAACGAGCAUUCAGAAACAUAGUUGUAUAUCGGCAUUUGCGGCUACUUAUCAUGGCAUUUGCAGUGUUCCUGUUCUUGAACAAUACCCAAACUCAGAAUUACAAGACAAUGAAAUGUGGGGGAAGAGAAUGAAUCAUGAUGGCUUCAACGCCUGUGCCUGCCUUCUCCAGGCAUGCGGUAGCUUUACACAGCUUCUAAAACUGCAUACCCACAUUGUCAUCAACGGUCUUCAGCAUAACAUAGUUUUGGGUGCCAAACUGGUAACGAUGUACGCCAAAUUCGGUGAUUUGGGUGAUGCACGGAAAGUGUUUAACAAAAUGCCUGAACGAAAUGUGUUCCUAUGGAAUGCAAUGAUAAGAGGGUAUGCCGGGAAAGGUUUUUGGCAGCAGACGCUUGAACUGUAUUUCGAGAUGCGAGCUUCAGGCACAGAGGCCGACUAUUUAACGUUUCCCGUUGUAAUCCGGGCGUGCGCGGUGUUAUCAGCUUUGCAAAAGGGCAAAGAGAUCCAUUGUCACGUUGGCAGGGGUGGAUUCGAGUCGGAUAUCUACGUGGGAAAUGCACUGAUAGAUAUGUAUGCCAAGUGUGGUAGUGUAAGUGAUGCUCGCCAAGUGUUUGACAAAAUGCUCCAUAGAGACGUGAUUUCAUGGACUGCUAUGAUCGGAGGCUAUUCGCAGAAUGGACAGGCUAGUGACGCGUUGUUUCUAUUCGAUCUGAUGCAGCGUUCAGAUGUACAGCCGAAUGCAGUUACGUUUGUGAAUGUGCUCCCAGCAUGUGCCGAUUUAGGCUUUCUGCAAAAAGGUGAGCAUCUUCACAAUCACAUAAUUGAAAGUGGAUUUGGGUUUGAUAUUUCUGUCGGAACUGCUCUUAUAGACAUGUACGCCAAAUGUGGGAGUAUUGAAAAAGCUCGCCGCGUGUUUGACAAAAUGCAUGAAAGAAAUAUCAUCAUGUGGACUGCCAUGAUUACAGGUUAUAUCCGAAAUGGGUGUGGGGAAAUGGCACUUAACCUCUUUCAUCAGAUGCUAAUGACAAACUUGAAACCUGACUCCGUCACCAUUGUAAAUGUAUUGUCAGCUUGCAUCAAUUCAGGAAACCUAAAUCAUGGGAAGUGGAUCCAUGAAUAUGUAAUUCAAAAUGGACUUGAGUUGGAUGUUUCUAUAGAGAAUUCCCUGGUGGCAAUGUAUGCUGGGUGUGGAAAUCUGCAGGUUGCACGAGAACUAUUUGAUAAGCUUUCACAAAAGACUGUGAUGUCAUGGAAUGCUAUGAUUGCAGGGUACGCUGAAAAUCGUCAUUUUAAAGAAGUAAUGGCACUCUUUAGUCAGAUGAAACUAACGGAUGUGAAACCCAAUUCGAUCACUAUGGUGAGUCUGCUUUCAGCGUGUUCGGUUUUAGGAGAUCUGCAACUAGGCAUGUGGAUUCAUAAUUACAUCAUCAGAAAUGGGUUUGAGUCAAAUGUUUUUGUGGGGACAGCAGUUACAGACAUGUAUUGCAAAUGCGGGGGUAUAGAGCUUGCUCGAGUUGUUUUUGAUACCAUGUGUGAAAAAAAUGUAGUCUCUUGGAGUGCUAUGAUUGCAGGGUAUGCCCAGAAUGGGCUUGCGAAUGAGGCUUUUACAUUGUUUCAAGAAAUGCAAUUUGCAGAUAUCACACCCAAUCCAAUUACUUUCAUUGGCCUGCUUCCUGCAUGUGCCGACUUACAAGAUUUGGGACAAGGCAGGAGCAUCCAUGGAUACAUUAUUAGAAGUGGAUUUGACUCGAAUGUUUCUGUGCAAACUGCACUUCUGGAUAUGUAUGCCAAAUGUCGGGAUAUAGAAGCUGCUGGCCAAUUGUUUGACAACAUUUCUACAAGAGAUGUGGUUUCUUGGAAUGCUAUGAUUGCUGGUUAUGCUCAGAAUAUACAUGCCACGAAAGCUUUGACACUUUUUCAUGAAAUGAAACUUGCAAAUGUGCAACCAGAUUCUGUGUCAAUGACAUGCGUGCUUCCAGCAUGUGCUCAUCUGGCAGCUUUAGAGCAGGGAAAAUGGAUCCAUACUAACAUAAUCAGGAGUGGAUUUGAUUCAGAAAUUUCUGUGGUCACUGCCCUUAUUGAUAUGUAUACCAAGUGUGGAGCUUUAUAUUUUGCAUGUAAACUAUUUGACAAAAUGGUGGAAAAGGAUGUAGUCUCGUGGAAUACAAUGAUUGGAGCAUAUGGAAUGCAUGGAUACUCAAAGGAGGCCCUUGAACUUUUUAGCAAAAUGCGAUCAAUGUGCGUUAAACCUGAUCAAAUUACCUUUGUUUGUGUUUUGUCCACUUGCAGUCAUGCAGGCCUGGUGGAUGAAGGUUGGCAAAAUUUUAAAUGCAUGUUACAAGACUAUUGCAUCAAACCUAGUAUGGAGCAUUAUGCUUGCAUGGUUGAUCUUCUCGGCCGUGCUGGUCAAUUGGACGAGGCACACAUCUUUAUCCAAAACAUGCCAUUAGAACCUGACGCAGGAAUAUGGGGGGCAUUGCUUGGUGCUUGCAAGAUCUAUUGCAACAUCCAACUAGGAGAACUUGUGGCAGAACGCCUUUUCCAGUUAGAACCUGACAAUGCUGGACAUUACGUACUACUCUCAAACAUCUAUGCCGCAGUUAGCAGGUGGGAUGACAUGGCAAAAGUGAGGAGAAAGAUGAAAGGUAAGAGAUUACAAAAGACACCAGGGUACAGCUCAAUUGAGGUAAACUACAGGGUUCAUGUCUUCCUUGUAGAAGACUGAUGACAUCCUGAAGCCAAGAGUAUUUAUGCCAUUUUGGCUUGUAUGAGCGGAUGGAGUCAGGUGUUGUCCUAGCACAGUUUUUGAGCUGUGGUGUGGAGAAGUGAUGGUGAACAUACGAUUGAUAAUCGCAAGGAGGGGUGGCCACUGCUUGUGGGCUUAUCAACACAAAUCCAGGGAUCACAAAUUGCCUUAAGGUUUGUGAUGAUUGUCAUGAUCACCGACCGUUUCUCUUUUCCCCUGGUUCUUCGCUUAUCUGAUGUCUUUACAUAUUUGGAGAUUAAAAAACAUCUGUAUUAUGAUGACGAAAAUCCUUAUAUCUGCCGCGACAAACAAUAAAGAGAUAUUGUGCCUGCUUUUCUUGUGGAUGUAGCCAUUAACGGUGAGCCACGUAAUUCACUGUGUUGUGUCUUUCUCUUUCUGUGCAAUUGUUAUUUGCUAAAUCUGAGAUUGUGUUUUCCUUGAACUGCUCUUUAUAAUUAACAAUUGAAAUCAGAUCUGAAUGAAAUCGAGAAGAGAUGGAAGAUGCAGAUAAGUGAAGGAUUGAAAAAUUCUUGGGCCAGAACUUUGGGAUAUGGAAGUUGCAAUUUGAAGAGCGGCUAAUGCAGAGAGAUGUCUCAAUUACGCUAGAAGGGAAAUCGAAGAAUCCAGAUGCGAUGUCUGAUGAAGGUUGGGACAGGUUGGAUAAGAAGACAGUGGCAACAAUAGUCUUCUUUCUAUCCAUUAAUGUGUUAUUUAAUUGUGCAACAGAAAAAAACAGUGAAAAGAUUGUGGGAAAAAUCGUCGCACAUGUCAAAUUAAAUUUAUCACAAUGAAACUAAGGCCUUCAAGAUCGCAUUGAUCUUCAUGGGGUACGCCAUUUUUAUA